Messenger RNA from Vespa mandarinia (Asian giant hornet), 2354 nucleotides. It is a transcript of the gene Sil1, whose product is annotated as Sil1 nucleotide exchange factor. Gene Ontology annotation, molecular function: adenyl-nucleotide exchange factor activity. The record is from RefSeq and is a predicted model, not a curated record. Lineage: Eukaryota; Metazoa; Arthropoda; Insecta; Hymenoptera; Vespidae. Gene Ontology annotation, cellular component: endoplasmic reticulum.
AUUACUGCCUUUUAUGAAAGUGAAGUAGUUUAUAUACGUCGUAUAUGCGAUUAUUCAACAGCUUUGUAACAUUCGAUUAAUUCGAUUGUUUCAUAAUUCGUUUAAGUUAAAUUCGUCGGUAGCAGUGAAGUGAAUUUUUUUUGAAUUGAAUAAAUUUAUAUCGGAUAUUAACACGUUGAAAUAUGUUUAAUUGAAGAUCAAUACAUAUUUACAUAUGAAUAUUUUGAUGAUCGAAGGGCAAUGUUUACUCAACAUCGAGUUUUUCUAUUCUAAAAUUUAUCCGUUUUUAAGAAGUCGUUGGACACUAACGCCGCAUAGCGUUAAAAAUCAUAAGUACACGUUCAGUAGUUAAAUUAGGUUCAGCACCUGUUCAAAAUUUUAUCAGUUAUACGUGAUUUAAUAUUUCCUCAUUGAUUUAAACAAUAGAAUUUUUAAAUAUCUGAUCUGUCCAUUUGUAAAUUAUUUUAUUUAAUGUGCUGUCAAAUUUUUUUUAUAUCUGUCCAUAAAAAUGCAUACUAAUAUACGACUUUAUUUAUUUCUUUUCUAUUUCAAUUUAAUUGUUUUUAUUCGUUCGGAAAAAAACGAAAGUGUUUUUGUACCAUCACGUGAAUGGCAAACCAUUAAAAAAGGUGAACCAAUACCAGGAGGAUUACAUGUACGACAUAAUUUUCAAACUGGAGUUACGGAAGCUAAAUUGAUGGAUGACGAGGAAACAAAGGAAAAAGAUUUUAAUGAAAAUACCAAUCAAUCUCAUUCAAAAUCGUUGAUAUUACACCCGGACAAAACAUUGCUGAAAUCAGAAGAUGAUGAAUCUGUGAAAUCUACAAAAACUAAAGAAUCGGAAACAUUAAAAGUUUCGAUUAUGGAAUUAAAAGCUAGAUUGAAGAAGAUUAAAGAAAGCGUUACUGAUUUAACAUCUGAAAUAAAUGAAGAAAGUACGCAGGCAAAAGUGAUGCAGAAAAUGAAAGCUUAUGAAACAUUGAAAGAAGAAUUGAAAUUGGCCAAAGUUAAUAUUACCACAGAUGCCGAGAUUUUGAAUAAUUUAUUCAAGAAAUUUCAAUUAUACAAAGAUCCCAUGCGUACAUCUUCUUUAUUGAAUAUAGAAAUUGAAAUCAUUUUGGAUAUACUUAAUGGUUUUGAAUAUUUGAUCCAUCAAAUCGACAUUGCUCGUUUAUUUGCAGAUAUGGAAGGGAUAAGUAAUAUUAUAUUACCAUGUCUGAAUAGUACGUACAAUGAAAUAAAAGCAGAAGGGUUAAGGCUUUUAGGUGCUGCUGUUCAAUCUAAUCCAAAAGUACAAGCGAAAGCAUUAGAAAAAGAUUUGAUACAGAAACUUCUACAUAUAUUAUCAACAAAUAGUAAAAUUUUGGUAAAGUCCAGAUGUCUUUUUGCAUUGAGUGCCUUAGUACGUCAGUUUCCUGCUGCUCAGAAAGCUUUGUUUGAUCAUGGUGGUUUAGAAAUUUUUGGAAAGAUCUUGAGCAAUAAUCAGUUACAAACACAAUUAAAAGUUAUGAAACUUAUUAAUGACUUGAUCGUCGAAAGGCAAGAUAUAGAAAAAAUUUCUGAUAUUAAGAAACGUGAUGCAAAAGCAAAAGAAUAUGCUACCACAGAUUUUGAACAAAAGUUAUUAAUGCAUGGAUAUUGCAAAUAUUUAAAUGAUUUAAUGAUCAAAAGUUUCAAGUAUGAACUUCGUGAUCAAAAUGAAAUUGACAAUUAUGAAUUAUUAGAAGUUGUAAGUGAAAGUAUGAUUAUGAUUAAUCCCAUAUGUAAAAACGAAAUUUAUAUCAAACAUAUACUCCUAAAAGUUAUAAACGACGUGUUAAACCAUUAUCAAAAUUUAACUGGUAGUGUAGAAUUAGAUGACGCCGACAUAAUCAAUAAUCAGAUACAACUAAUUAAAAAAUUGAAGGGAGUCCUUGAAUUGUCGUUGCAUGAAGAAUUGUAAAUAACUUUGAUGGAGUUUGUAUACGAGAUAGAAUAUAAUUAUGUAUCAUAAAUAAGUUUAACACAGGGAAAGAGAAUACCAUUUUCUUAUUAAUAUUUAAUGGUGCAAAGCAGUGACCCUUGUAAAACAGAACAUGAAAUUGUGAUCCUGAAACAAAAGAUUUAUCAUUAUGUUUUAUAUCUACAAAAAUUAUAAUGUAUUAUAAAGGCUGUAAAUAGGUUAUUAUUCUAUGUGACUGAUUAUUUUAUAUAACGUAAUUCGUAUAGUCUAAAUCAAAACAAGUUUAUAAAAACAAAAACAAUAUAUAUUAUUUAUUUUCAAUUUGAAAUUUCUUAUAAACGUGUUUUGAUUAUAGACCAAUGUAAAAAAAAUGUACUAUACAAUACACACACACGCACACGCAUAUAUAUAU